Molecule: messenger RNA, 2298 nt
Organism: Betta splendens (Siamese fighting fish)
Lineage: Eukaryota; Metazoa; Chordata; Actinopteri; Anabantiformes; Osphronemidae
Gene: gorab
Product: golgin, rab6-interacting
Exons: 5
Coding region: 144-1148 (334 amino acids)
Biological process (GO): non-motile cilium assembly
Source: RefSeq, a predicted model, not a curated record
CCUUGACGUGGCAUUAAUAAACAAAGAUGGCGGCGGCGCCUGGAGCCGCUUGGAGCUUUACGGUUAUUAUCAUCGUCAGUUAACAGCCAUGUCUUUUCUUAUGUGCAUUUUCAUCCGUCCUUGUUUUGGCGUGAGCUUGUGAAAUGAGCGGUUGGGCUGGUUUUUCUGACGAGGAGCUGCUGAGGAUGCAGCAGAAAGACUCUGCAGUGGCCGCGGCGGCCGCUCGAGGCAGGAAACCGGGCACAACCAACAGGAGUCGGCAGCAGUUACAGCGGGAGAAGGCUCUUCAGUUGGCGGCUCUGAAGAACGCAAGGGGCGAAUUGACUCUGCUUUCCCCCGAGCAGCAGCUCACCAAACCGCCACCAAAAGAACCGGCUCAGCCUCCAGCUCCAGAAAGAGCCGCUCAACGGGAGGUGACGGCGAGUGACAUGCAUCAGCCGGCUGCAGAGGAGGAGACCCCGGCUGUCAAAGAGCUGGAGAGGCGAGAGGUGGAACUACGAGAAAAGACACGCUUGGAACAACUGCAGCAAGAACAAAAAGUAAUAGAAGAGAGGAAUAAGCGCAAGAAAGCUCUACUAGCAAAAACUAUUGCUGAGAAGUCCAAACAGACGCAGGCGGAGGCUGUGAAGCUGAAGAGAAUCCAGAGGGAGCUCCAGGCCCUUGACGACAUGGUCUCCAAUGACAUUGGCAUCCUAAGAGGGAAGAUAGAGCAGGCCAGCUGGGAUUACACUGCUGCGAGAAAGCGUUACGAGAAGGCAGAGGCCGAGUAUGUGACGGCCAAACUGGACCUACACAAGAAGACGGAGGUGAAGGAGCAGCUGACAGAGCACCUCUGUGCCAUCAUACAGCAGAACGAGCUGCGUAAAGCACACAAGCUGGAGGAGCUGAUGCAGCAGCUGCAGCUUCAGGCCUCAGAGGAGGAGCUGGAGAGGAGCAAAGGCUGCGUGGAGGUGCAGGAUGGGAAGGAGGAAGACGGCUCUGCACAGAAUGAGGAUGAAACCGUGCAAUCAACCAAGCCCUCAGAGGAGGAGAUGGUGAAGGGAAGUGAUGUCCAGCAAGUGCACAAACUACUGACUGAGGCAGCAAAGACUGAACAGGACUGUGAAACACUAGAGAAUGGCCUUCAGAGCGAGGCUGUGGUCUCCUGAUGGUCCUGUACAUGUAUCACACGCUGUAGGGAUCGCUAUCAAACACUAAAACAUGUCUGGGCUGGGUAUCCUCUAGAAAUAAGGGACUAACUUCAAAGACCAGCGUGUCGGAAGCUUUGACUAAACUGACAAAGUGCAGAUUUGUGUAAUGUCCUGAAUUCUGAUGGAUGAAGAUGGUAAAAAGCCAGACACAUGACUUAAGGCUCACUUCCACCAUAAAGGUCCCAGGAACUCAAGCUAGCAAACAUUUGCUUGGGAGAUCAGCAGGUUUCAUCCACAUAUAUAAGAAAGACUUCAUUAGCUUCAUUUAAAUGCACAGUAACAUUAAACUUAUAUCGGUGUAGAAGUACAGGCCAGGGACUGAACUAGGACCAAAGGUCUGCUGGUGGAAGGCUCUGCAGUGGAAGUGGGUCUUUAUUUGUUGGUGCGUGGGAGCGUCCUUGGUUUCUCUAAACUGACUGAUGUUCCUCGUAGGUUGUGAGUGUUCCAGGUUUAAACGGAGUUAUGUAAAGUUCUUAGAGAGAUGUUUAUAUUUGUGUUGCUGCUUAGUAGAAGUCUAAAGCGUACUGUACCGAAGCUGCUCUCGCUGCGUCUCUAUCUGUUGGUUCAGAGACAAUCAUGUUUAAUCAUCUGCAGGAAACCUGAAGUCACAAACAAUCCUGCAGCCACCGUCCUCGACGUCUGCUUUUUAUGUGAGCGCUUCCAAAGAGAGUCGUCUUCCAACCAUAUGCUUGUACAUCAGAUGUGAAUUAUGUCUGAGCAAAGGUUGGAUUCAUUGGACAACUGGUUUUGAUUGUUGUCUCAGUGGCAGGAGUGAAAGACUGUGUACUUCCUGGAAGCAAAUGUCUGUUUCAUGCUGAAGGAGCUGAGAAUUAAUCCAUAUUUACUUGGAGUAAAAGCGCUGGUGUCUCCUGUGCAGUAGAUGAGGUUUAGCUGCCGGGCCUGUGUUGAGCUCUUUCAGGUGCCUCCUCCGUCGUAAGGCGAUAUCUGCAUGGACCGACCUGGUUCACUCUGCGCAUAACCUGAUGUUGAAGCCUGGAAACUCGGGCCUGACCAAGGUCGGGUUCAUGAAUUUGAAUGGAUGUAAGCGGUGAUGAAAUGGGGUAAAUACUGGAGCUGAAGCUUUUAUUAAACUAAACCUCAGAGUGGA